Molecule: messenger RNA, 693 nt
Organism: Coprinopsis cinerea okayama7#130
Lineage: Eukaryota; Fungi; Basidiomycota; Agaricomycetes; Agaricales; Psathyrellaceae
Exons: 3
Coding region: 1-693 (230 amino acids)
Molecular function (GO): protein binding
Source: RefSeq, a predicted model, not a curated record
AUGCACUUUACAGAUCUCCCUCCUGAAGUCUUGCUUUACAUCCUGACAUUCCUCGACCUCCCUGACCUGGAGGCACUUGCUAGAGCUUUCCCCGCCCUGGUGGACCUGACAACAGACCCUAUAUUACACAAGUAUCGACUCACAGUGGUGGCCCCGUCACGCAUCAGCCACCAACUGUUUGGCAAGAGUCCACAGGGGUAUUUUCUGCGACCCACCAUUGGCGACCUAGUCCACCGCGGCGUCAUACGGGGUCUCGGAAUAGAAAGGCGGUGGAGGACAGGAAACUACUUCUACUCCGUGAAUUCCAUCAAGCAGUACGAGAGCAGUCAGGCACUGUUCAGACGGCACGUUAGCCAUGUCCUGACUGUCCAACUACGCCGAAGAGUGGUAGAGUCUAGGACGACGUCGCUCCGUCACCUCCUAUCCUCCCAUGUGUUUCCUGACCUCGAGGCCUCGUCUGUACGGAUCGACCGGUCGCUGAUGCCCAUUGUUCGGCAACUCAAAUGGUCCUUCCAGCGAGACAAGCUCGCGCAAUCACUCAAGAAGAGUAUUUAUGGUAAAGGCGGGCUAUCGUCGUGGCUCGAAGGACCCGGGCGCAGCGUUCUCAAGGAUGAGAACGAGAAAGUGCGCCUGGCUAUAUGUCCCGACAUCCGCAGGCGGAUCGGGUUUUUCGAACAAUCUCGACAGUUGUGA